This is a messenger RNA of Trichomonas vaginalis G3, 1185 nucleotides long. RefSeq names its product protein ubiquitination. The coding region runs from base 1 to 1185 and encodes 394 amino acids. Gene Ontology annotation, molecular function: protein binding. Gene Ontology annotation, cellular component: cytoplasm; nucleus. The record is from RefSeq and is a predicted model, not a curated record. The transcript has a single exon. Lineage: Eukaryota; Parabasalia; Trichomonadida; Trichomonadidae.
AUGAGGCAUACACAUUCAACGUCCAAGAAAAUUUCUGACGCGAUGAUUCCAGCCGAGCUACAACUUUAUGUUACUGUUGAGGAAUCUCUUUGGUCACUUUCCCAGCGUAGCAUGAAAUCGGCGGUAGAUUUAACAGCUGCAUUUUUAAAGAUGAAAGGUGAUGAAAGAUUCAUUGCUGAAGCGAUCAGAAAUGUCAAUUUCAGACGCCCAACAAAUGUUUCAGUAUUAGUUGAGUUCUUGAAACAAUUAGAAAAGGCAUGUGGAAUCAAGUUCAAAGUCGAUCCAAAUCCAUCGGCUUUAAUUCCACAAGAAAUGAAGCCAUUUAUGGAUCAAAUCUUAAAUGAUAAUGCAGAAAAAGUGACAAAGAUUAAAAACACAUUUGGAACUAGUCCUAUUGAGUUAAGUGCUAUUUAUGGCGCAAAGAAGUGCUUCACUGCUCUCUUAGAUAAAAACGGAGGGCAAAUAACUCCAGAUAUUUUGGAUGCUGUUGUUUCCGGCGGAAACAGCGAUAUUUUGGAUGAAUGUUUUAAGAGAGGAGCCUCAUUUAAAGGAUAUCUCAUGGCUGCAGUCGAGUUCCACAGAAAUGACUUAUGUGAUAUCUUCCUUGAGAAAUAUCCUGAAGAUUCAACAACAAUUGAAUUCCCUGUUGCUCUUGCAGCAUCAAAUAUGAGAGCUGCUCUUUAUGCACUUCAAUUUAACAAAAUUGAUUUCCCAUUCCACGAAGCUGUGAACGGUGGAAGCAUCACAAUGAUAAAGUACUUGAUGGAAACAAAAGGAAUGAAUGUUGAUUGCAAAGGAGAAUCCGGAAGAACUCCUUUGAUGAUUGCUUCUUCAAUCGGUGAAUAUGAUGUUGCAAAAUAUCUUUUGGAUCAUGGAGCUGAUGUCAAUGCAAAAGAUUCAACAGGAACAACAGCAAUUAUCUACGCAAGCUACUAUAAUUACUUGCCAAUCGUUGAACUUCUUAUCGAAAGAAAAGCUGAUGUAAAUGCGCUCAGAGAAAACGGCGAAAACGCAAUUACCGCAGCUGUUGCAGUCAACGCUUUGGAAAUUGUUAAAAUGCUUCGCUGGAAUGAAUGCAUCAUUCAGCAGAAGAAUGCUGAUGGUGUUUCCAAUCUCAAGGUCGCAAGGGAUAAUGGUUUCAAGGAAAUGGCAGAAUUCUUGAAGAAUAAUGGUGCCACAGAUUAA